ACGACGACGACCAUGGACUGGAGUAGUGUCCUCUUCGGUGUAACAAACUUUUAGCGUUUAGUUUGGAUCCGGGGGAAACGGAGUGAGGUGGGGGAGCUGCACAGAGCAGUCAUGGGGGAGAUCGAGGGUUCGUACCGGGUCCUGCAGACCCCUGGGACAAGGCUGGGAGCCCAGUUCAAUGCUGGUAUCAGCACUCUGGAGCCGGGCCAGAGCCUCAGUGGCAACAUGGUGAGCGGGAGCAAAAGCCAUGGGCGAGGGCUGCAGAUCCGUGUGCAGGGCCUGGAUGACUCCCAGGAGUUCUUUGAUAUCGACCCAAAAGCUUUUGGACAGACCCUCCUCUCUGAGGUUUUCCUGAGAGGCAACCUCAUAGAGAGUGAUUACUUUGGCCUGGAGUUUCAGAACAUGCAGAUGAACUGGGUUUGGCUGGAACCCACAAAACCCGUCGUGAAACAAGUGAGAAGACCAGCAAAUGUGCUAUUUAGACUGUCGGUGAAAUUCUUUCCUCCAGACCCCGGUCAGCUGCAGGAGGAGUACACGAGGUACUUGUUCUCGCUGCAGAUGAAGAGAGAUCUGAUGGAGGGCAGGUUGAUCUGCACAGAAAAUACUGGAGCCCUGCUGGCCUCUCACCUGGUCCAGUCGGAGAUUGGCGACUACGAUGAUGUAGCUGACAGGGACUUCCUGAGGACGAACAAGCUGUUGCCUUACCAGGAGAAGGUGCAAGAGAGGAUCAUGGAGCUCCACCGCAGACACCUGGGACAGACUCCAGCUGAAUCAGAUUUCCAAAUCCUGGAGAUUGCCCGAAAACUGGAGAUGUACGGCGUCCGCUUCCACCCGGCAGCUGACCGAGAAGGCACCAAAAUUAAUCUGGCUGUUUCUCAUAUGGGCCUUCAGGUCUUUCAGGGCAACACCAAAAUAAAUACCUUCAAUUGGUCCAAGAUUCGCAAACUGAGCUUCAAGAGAAAACGUUUCCUGAUCAAACUCCACCCAGAGGUUCAUGGGCCCCAUCAGGACACGCUGGAGUUCAUGAUGGCCAGUCGAGACCAGUGUAAAAUCUUUUGGAAGAUCUGCGUGGAGUACCACUCGUUUUUCCGUUUGUUUGACCAACCACAACCCAAAUCCAAAGCUAUCCUCUUCACGAGAGGCUCUUCCUUCAGAUACAGUGGAAGGACCCAGAAGCAACUUGUGGACUACGUCAGGGAAAACGGAGCAAAGAGAACGCCAUACCAGAGGAGGAACAGUAAAAUACGAAUGUCUGCUCGCUCCCUCGCCACAGACGUGCCAAAACAGAGCUUGUCAUUCAAUGACAGUCUCAGGGCCCAAGGCUCCCCUUCCUCCGCUGCUGUGUCCUUCUACCCAACGCACAUCUCUAGCAUUCUCUCGCGAACAGAACUCCAACCUCUGUCCCAGCCUUUGUCCACACUGAGCCAGUCUCCAGCACCUCCACAGCAGCAGCAGCAGAUUCAGUCCCCCCUGCAAGCUACCAGACCCCCCAGCCCUCCGAGGGAAGAUCCUGUCAAGGCUGCUUCCCCAUCUCACUACGCUUUUCAAGAUUCAGUCAUCGACAGCCCUCAGCUCUCGCCCUUCAACCCCAAAGGUCCCCUCUGCCUCUCACCCUCCUUCCAGAUGUCCACCCUCAGCCUGCCGGGCCAGGCCCCGUCGCCCCUGCAAAGCCCCAUCCUGAGCGAGGUGGGCAGCAAUGCCAGGCUAGAGGAGGAGGAGGAGGGCAGGAGGAAGCGAUAUCCCACCGAUAAGGCCUACUUCAUUGCCAAAGAGAUUCUGACCACAGAGCGAACGUACCUGAAAGACCUCGAGGUCAUCACUGUGUGGUUCCGCAGCGCUGUGAUCAAAGAAAACGCCAUGCCCGAAGGCCUGAUGACCCUCCUCUUCUCCAACAUCGACCCUAUCUAUGAGUUCCAUCGAGGCUUCCUCAAGGAGUUAGACCAGAGGCUGGCUCUCUGGGAGGGACGUUCUAACGCUCACGUCAAAGGGGACUACCAGAGGAUUGGCGACGUGAUGCUGAGGAACAUGUGUGCUCUAAAGGAAUUCACCAGCUACCUGCAGAAGCAUGAUGAGGUGUUGACGGAGCUGGAGAAAGCCACCAAGAGGCUGAAGAAGCUGGAGACGGUCUACAAAGAGUUUGAGCUGCAGAAAGUCUGCUACCUGCCCCUCAACACGUUCCUGCUCAAGCCCAUCCAGCGCCUCAUGCACUACAAACUCAUCCUGGAGAGACUAUGCAAGCAUUAUUCUCCCACCCACCGCGACCACGACGACUGCAAGGAGGCUCUGAAGGAAGUGGCGGAGAUAGCCACUCAGCUCCAGAGUAGUCUCAUCCGGCUGGAGAACUUCCAGAAGCUGACAGAGCUGCAGAGAGACCUGAUCGGGGUCGAGAACUUAACGGCACCAGGCAGAGAGUUCAUACGAGAGGGAUGUCUUUACAAGCUGACCAAGAAAGGACUGCAACAGAGAAUGUUUUUCCUGUUCUCGGACAUGCUCCUCUACACAAGCAAAGGUGUGACCGCCACCAAUCAGUUCAAAGUGCACGGCCAGCUGCCCCUUCAUGGCAUGAUACUCAUAGUGCUGGAUGCACCGGUUGAGGAAAGCGAAAACGAGUGGUCGGUCCCCCACUGCUUCACCAUCUACUCUGCUCAGAGGACCAUCGUAGUGGCUGCCAGCUCUAAAGUGGAGAUGGGGAAGUGGAUCGAGGAUCUGAACAUGGCUAUUGACAUGGCCAAGAAGUCACAAGAGAAAUCCAGCAUCUUCCUUGACGCCGGACUCGGCGAUCACUCCAACCGGUCGUCUGACGAGGUUUCUCUGGAGCAGGAGUCGGAGGAUGACAUGAACUCCUCCCGCACUUCACUGGACAAGCAGACACACCACCGUGCCAACACCACCAUGCACGUGUGCUGGCACCGCAACACCAGUGUGUCAAUGUCUGAUCACAGCCUGGCUGUGGAGAACCAGCUCUCAGGUUACCUCCUGAGGAAGUUCAAGAACAGUAAUGGCUGGCAGAAACUCUGGGUCGUUUUCACCAACUUCUGCUUGUUCUUCUACAAGACUCACCAGGAUGACUUCCCGCUGGCCAGCCUCCCCCUGCUCGGCUACACGGUCAGCACCCCUGAAGAGUCCGACAGCAUCCACAAGGAGUACGUCUUCAAACUGCAGUUCAAGUCCCAUGUUUACUUUUUCCGGGCGGAGAGCGAGUACACCUUUGAAAGAUGGAUGGAGGUGAUCAAAAGUGCGGCCAGCACUACGGGCCGGAUGAGCCUGCUCAUACCCAAAGGAGGUCCCGUGGAGAUAAACGGAAACUGAAUCAGACAUCGUGUAUCUGGAGGCUGGGCCUCCAGGACAUCAUGAAACUGUCCGCUCUCGCUCUCACUGCUGCGUUCAGGUGAAGCGAACGCUCGGACGGCGACAACUGGAGACUGAAAGAUGCUGCCAGUUUAAGUGUUAACGUUUCUCAGCUUAAGGAUUUAAUUCUAAUGGUCUGUGCUUUUUUUUUCUUGAUUAAUGAUGUAAAUGAUAGCAUUGGUUCCUGUAUACAGGAUAUAAUGAAAGGGAGACAUGUAUAUUUUGAUCAGUUUUUUUUUUUUUUUUUGCAUGUGUAGUGCUCAGUUGUUCAUGUACACUGAUGGGAAAUACUGUAACAUGGGACCAACUCCAAAACAAAGGGUUUAAAUCAGACUUUUUCUCUUGAACACAUGACUGAAGCUGUGCUGCGUUCAGCACUGUGCUGUGACUGGGACACGGAUGAUAUACAGUAUGUGGAAACUGAAGGUACAGGAGAGUGUAAGAGUCAGAGAUGUGCGUGAGAUGGAGGCGAGCAGAAGGUUCAUGGGACGUUCAAAGUCAGUCAGUUUUGCAGAUGUUUUGGGAAAUUCGUGCUGCUGUCGGGACGGUGACACACAGCGAUUUUGGCUUCAAACAUUUGGCAAAGUGCACAUUUCUGAGGCUUUUGGGAAUAAACCUGCAUGAACUGUUAGUGUAACACCUUCUGAGGCUUUAGUUGCCUGUUAAUGGAAGGAUGCAAAGGAUGUUUCAGAUGUUCAAAAGGGAGCUUCUCUGCGUGAAUGUCCUGAUAGUUAGACAACAUUACGGCCAGUGUGGUGCUACAUUUCUCUCUUUAAUAUCAAAUGUAAUCAAGUGUAUCCUGUUUUUAUCGUUGCAUAGGGAUAACAACCUGAGGAAAUGCUGUGUAGUGUUGAAUCCGUGUAAAAGUUUCCUUCUUAAAACAAACCAGAAGAACAUUAAGUAUUUUGAAGUAAUCGUACGUGGAGAUGAUGUCUUGCUGUGUGUCGGACUGUUUUAGACAAAUUGGAGCUGACUUGUGGGAGACACCAGUGACACUUACUGUCAGUCAUAUAAUGCGCUAACUGCAACCAUGGUAUUAUUUGGUAUAUUUUUUUUGUAUGAAGACUGGAAUCCUUACCCGUGUGUGUGUGUGUGUGUGUGUGUGUGUGUGUGUGUGUGUGUGUGUGUGUGUGUGUGUGUGUGUGUGUGUGUGUGUGUGUGUGUGUGUGUGUGUGUGUGUGUGUGUGUGUGUGUGUGUGUGUGUGUGUGUGUGUGUGUGUGUGUGCGCAGAGAAGCCACUGGAGUUGUAACUUGAGGUGAUGAUGGAGUUCAUCUCCAAACCAUCUGACAUUCUGUGUGUGUAAGAAACUGAACAUACAGAAUGUUCCUCCUAUUUAUUGUCUAGCAUGUCACCGGGGCAGCUGACUGCCCUCAUGUAGUCCUCAUCUUAUUCCAUUGAAAACCUAACAAAUAAAAACC
Molecule: messenger RNA, 4767 nt
Organism: Chelmon rostratus (copperband butterflyfish)
Lineage: Eukaryota; Metazoa; Chordata; Actinopteri; Chaetodontiformes; Chaetodontidae
Gene: farp2
Product: FERM, RhoGEF and pleckstrin domain protein 2
Exons: 28
Coding region: 112-3309 (1065 amino acids)
Cellular component (GO): cytoskeleton
Molecular function (GO): cytoskeletal protein binding; guanyl-nucleotide exchange factor activity
Source: RefSeq, a predicted model, not a curated record